Messenger RNA from Jaminaea rosea, 1580 nucleotides. RefSeq lists its product as hypothetical. The record is from RefSeq and is a predicted model, not a curated record. The transcript has a single exon. NCBI's taxonomy places the organism in Eukaryota, Fungi, Basidiomycota, Exobasidiomycetes, Microstromatales. Bases 82 to 1266 code for a protein of 394 amino acids.
CCAAUCUUUGCUACUCACCACGAGGAGCUCCUUGACUUGCUCUGUUCAUCGUGACCUUCUUCCAAAAUCGGCAACACCACCAUGACUUCGUCAGUCAGUGGCACGAAGGUGGAAGGCGGCGAUCAGACACCCGGUGGGCAAGGCAGCAAGGUGCUCCCGCUAGCAAACGCCCUCCAAGCCAAUCUCUCGCUAUUGCUUCGCAAUCUGGGCAAAAUGCUGGCCUACCAGGCGCAUCUGCGCUACAAUGCCGACUCCGCGUCCUCAUCACAGCGUAGGAUCGAGUCUCUCCCAGGAUGGAGCGAUAUGGCGCUAGCAGCUCGCAAAUGGCAGAUGGACGUAAGCGCCCUCAGUCGGUGGACCGCAGAGGCUCAGGAAGCCCUUGCUGUCGAGUACACGAGGGCGAAGAUGAGGGAGGCAGAAGAGGAACGGCAGAGGCCGUUGAGGGAGGCAAAGGAAGCUGAAGAGAGGAGGCAAAAGAGCGAAGCGGAUGCGAAGAGGCAAGAAGAGGAAGAGAAGGCAAGGGGAGAGACGACCGCAGCAGCUGAGGCAGCAGCACAGACGAGUAGCAGCGCUGGUCAAUCGCGGCCAGAGUCAAAGGGUUCAGUAAUUGACCUGACGGCAGACGAAGACGAAGGAGACGCUAAGCCAGCAGCAGCGUCGACGGCAACUAAGAGGUCCGCGGACGAUGGCACCGGAGAGAAUGAAGGGGACGUCUCUGUCGCCAAGAAGCAGAAGGUGGAUGACACCGUGGGCGGCCAAUCCUCGUCAUCUGACACUGCCUCCCACCUCCUCGCCUCUGCGACCACGACAAGCACUUCUGGCAGUAUCGCUGCGGGCAGCCAGCCAGGAGGCGCCCCAGCCUUCGACUUAAGCUCGAUGGGCCUACAAAACCUCGACUUCUCCGCCUUCAUGAACAUGGACGCCAGUGGCGGCGGCGGCGGCGGUAGCAGCAGCAGUCUCAGCGCCAAUGCUGGAAGUCUUGGUGACAAUAGCGGAAGCCUUGGGCAAGACCUCAGCUCGAUGGGUAAUCUCGACGCCGGAGGGCUGGACUUUGGUAGCCUAACGAGGAGUAACAGCAUCGGGGGUGGUCUGACAGGCUUUGGCGGGGCCGAUGGAUCGGGCAGCAACAAUGGAGGCGGAGGUGGUUUUGGUCAGGACGGGGCUGGUGGACUGGAGGGAAUGGACUUUGGUGCUGCGCUGGAGGGGGUGGAUUGGAAUAGCUUGAUACAGAGCUUCGGUGACGGCCAGGGGGGUGGUGGGGACUGAUGUGACUGCGCAGAGCACGGUGAGCGAAGAUGAGGCGGAUUCUUCACGGGUCUCCUCAUGAAAAUGUGAGCGAGAAGGGUGACAGGAGGCAUCGAAAAGGAUUCAUCGUGGACGUCGCGGCUUGCACGCGUAUCAGGUUCUUAGCCACACUCGAGAAUUCACGAGGCAUAUCAGAUGGACCACCCACACACUGAGACGCAAUGAUCGUUUCAAUGGAAGCCGGCCGGAGAUAAAAGUCGCGGCCAAGCACUUGCAAUUGGCGUUAGCAUUCGUCGAUCGGGUCUCCGGAGAUAUAGUAGCAUGAAGUGCUAUUG